Molecule: messenger RNA, 133 nt
Organism: Racocetra persica
Lineage: Eukaryota; Fungi; Glomeromycota; Glomeromycetes; Diversisporales; Gigasporaceae
Source: the annotation of a GenBank genome assembly
UUCUACUGGGGCUUCUAAUUUAGCAGAGAUGUCUAAAAAUACUACUCAUAUAUCGGCAAUGGUCAGAUGUAAAGAAGAAGAUAAAAAGAUUGUAGUUUCAUAUAUUGGUCACAAUAUGGAUAAUAAAUUUUAA